UCACGCCGCUUAAAAAAGCCGUCCACAGACCGAUCCCCUACUUUCACCUCCCCGAAAUAAACUAUCAUGGGUCGCCGUCCCGCUCGCUGCUACCGCUACUGCAAGAACAAGCCGUACCCCAAGAGUCGGUACAACCGUGGUGUCCCCGAUCCCAAGAUUCGUAUCUUCGAUCUUGGACGCAAGCGUGCCUCUGUCGACGAGUUCCCCUUCUGCUGCCAUCUUGUCUCUGAUGAGUACGAGCAAUUGAGUUCGGAGGCUCUCGAAGCCGCUCGUAUUUGCGCCAACAGGUACGCUGGCCUCGGUCUCACCCACCUUUGUUGACUCAAUUCUGGGCCCUCUAGUACGUGACCAAGACGUCCGGCAAAGACUCUUUCCACCUGCGUGUCCGUGUCCACCCCUUCCACGUCAUCCGAAUCAACAAGAUGUUGUCUUGCGCCGGUGCCGAUCGGCUGCAACAGGGCAUGCGUGGUGCCUGGGGAAGCCCUACGGCAGUGUCGCACGAGUGAACAUUGGCCAGGUCCUCCUCUCCAUCCGGUGUAAGGAGGCCAACGCGCCCAUCGUCAUGGAGGCGCUGCGCCGUGCCCGGUACAAGUUCCCCGGCCGCCAAAAGAUCAUCGUCUCCAAGAAGUGGGGAUUCACGAAUGUCAACAAGGCGGACUACAUUAAGCUGAAGGAGGAGAAGAAGGUGUUGCAGGAUGGUGCCUACGUACAGUUCAUCAGGCCCAAGGGCCCUCUCGAGACCAACUUGCGCAACCAGCUCCGUGCAUGAUUGUAUCAGUAGUCCUAUGAUGUUCACCGUGCUCGUUCUGUUUCCUGUGUGAUUUAAGGUUCUUCUCGUUCUCUCUUCUUUCCCUUUUCAUUCUCACUCUCAUAACCGCCCUCUUAUUCACUACUCCACCUCGAUCAAUGGGUGGUGCGAGGGGAACGGGGGCGAAUAUCUAUCUUGCAUUCAAAUCCGGAGAUCUUAACUACUACUUGUCUCCUUGUUCGCGGGUUUGCUGUCCAGCUAGUGCGCGGCGGUUUUGUCUACAUACAUAUCCAGUUUCGAAUCGUAUUCUCGCUUUCUAAGUUUAA
This is a messenger RNA of Mycena citricolor, 1074 nucleotides long. The record is from the annotation of a GenBank genome assembly. Lineage: Eukaryota; Fungi; Basidiomycota; Agaricomycetes; Agaricales; Mycenaceae.